AUGGAUUCAAACCCCAGUUCUCAAACCAAAUCAGCCUCGCGCCUCGCAAGAAUGAGCUCUGAAGAGCCGCCACAUCUUUCUCUAGACCUCAUAUCUCCUCCCAAGAAACCCUCUUCGGUAUCUCUCGCUCUUCCUCUCCCAGAAUUACUCCUACUCUCACCUUCUCCGUUGAGAAAAUCAAGAACCCGUUUAGCUGAUCGUCUUGAUGCGGCUGAGGAGGUGGCUCUGGAAUCAACUGGGUCUCGUAGGAGAUGCAAAACAAGAGGAGCUCAAAUGGGCAUAUCCGGUUGUGGGUCUCCGAGGAAUAACCGGAGGCUAAGGAGACGAUCGGAGAUUGAGAUAAUGAGGGAAGAGAGAGAUAUUGGGUUAGUGGAUGAGAUUGGGAAACUAAGAAAAAGGAGGCAUAGCGUGCGGUCAAAGAAAGAGAAGCUUAGUUUGGUCCCUUGUGUUCCUUCUUCGAGUUUAUCUCCAAAAAUGGAUGAUGGUGGUCACGGGAAUCUUGAUCGAAUCGGGCAUUUGUUUGUUGAUUUGAUAAUGUGGAGAGAUGUUGCAAAGUCGAGCCUUUGGUUUGGUCUUGGAUGUUUAUGUUUCUUGUCUUCUUGUUUUACAAAAGGAGUCAGCUUUAGGUGUGUNUCUCUCUCUCGGGUUGGCUCACUCAAAAUGAUAGAGGCCAAGUCAAAGGAAAGGAAACAAGCUGGCUAG
Messenger RNA from Pistacia vera, 702 nucleotides. RefSeq names its product reticulon-like protein B17. The coding region runs from base 1 to 702 and encodes 233 amino acids. The transcript is spliced from 3 exons. NCBI's taxonomy places the organism in Eukaryota, Viridiplantae, Streptophyta, Magnoliopsida, Sapindales, Anacardiaceae. The record is from RefSeq and is a predicted model, not a curated record.